CACACACACACACACACACACACACCCACACACACACACACACACACGGAUGCCUCGGAAGGUAAAAACGGGCUCCACCGCCGGCGCCACGGGCAACGCUUCAUCUCACGGAUGGGAAUAAAAAGGACACCGAGCUCUGAGCUGAUGGAUGAGGAUGACAGGAAUCUUUAGCCCCCCUCCACCUGACUGUGAAAGGAAGAGAAAAAAAAGAAAUCCUGGUUUUGAUGGAUUUUUUUCUUCUUCUUCAUCAUUUCUGGUGUAGCCCCAAGGAAAGCAGCCUAAGACAGCAAUGUUGAAUCACUGGUGUUGGUAAAUUAUUCAUCAGAGGUAGAAUAGGCUGUGAUUUUAUAUUGCUUUAAUGUAGCAUUCCCUAUUAAGUCAUAAUGUUUUGUGUUUUAAUCUCACGUUUUCAGCUUCAUCAUUUGAUGUUUUUAGGCCCAUUUAAUAGCCUUUAAUAGAAGACACCUCCAAAGCGGGGGGAUCUUAGCGCAGGGGGGGACAGAUCUGGAUAUUGAGGUGUGUCAAGCUGUGUGGGAUUUUUCUUUCCUUUUUUUUUUUUUUGUAAUAUUAUUUAUCUCAUAUAAGAGUAAAGAACAGAAGUGUGAAAUAUAGUAAGAAUAAAUUCACUCAAAUAGACUAAACAUGUUGCCUUCCCAAGAAGCCUCCAAGAUCUACCAUGACAAUUACAUGCGCAACUCCCGAGCCAUCGGGGUGCUGUGGGCCAUCUUCACCAUCUGCUUCGCCAUCGUCAACGUGGUGGUCUUCAUCCAGCCCUACUGGAUCGGCGACAGCGUCAAGACGACGCAGACCGGCUACUUCGGCCUCUUCCACUACUGCGUGAGCAAGGAGCCCGGGGCCGGCAGCCGGGAGCUGUACUGCGCCGGCAGCUUCUCCGACUUCAGCUCCAUCCCGUCCGGAGCCUUCAAGGCGGCCUCGGUGUUCGUGCUGCUGUCCAUGGUGCUGAUCCUCAGCUGCAUCGCCUGCAUGGCGCUCUUCUUCUUCUGCAACACCUCCACCGUUUACAAGACCUGUGCCUGGAUGCAGCUGCUGUGCGGGAUUGAGGUUCGGGACAGAAGAGAGCCCCGUUACGGCGUGCAGCGUCUUCACUGAGGGCAGCAAUGGCACUGAAUAACUCCUGUCUUUCUUUUUCUCUUCUACUCUUUCUCUCCCCUUCUAUUCUUCUUCUUUCUUCUUCUCUAAUGAUCAGGAUAUCAACCAAUCUCAAUGCAGAAGUGUACAGGAUCUGUAAGAUUUUAAAAAAAUCAUGAGGAUAAAAAAACUAUAUUUUGAAAAAAACUGUACAAGUUUGUACAGUGCAUUUAACACUCCACUUUCUCAACAAAUACCUUUAUGAUAAAAAAAAAUUUACUGUAUUUAAAGUCUUGAUUUGUGUGAGAAGUCCAAUCCUUAUGAUGAAGAACCAUAACGCCCAUUUUUGAAUUCUUUCUUUAAAAGUGUUGCGAAUCAUUGACUUUCAGUUAGUGCCAUGUAGACGGCGGAUCAGUGGCGACUUCACAUGGUUUGACUCCAGACCUGCGACUGCAGAAAGUCAUCUUUACUCAUUCGUAACACUUCAACAGGGACUAGUAUGGCUCUUCAUCUAAGGACUUUUAAAUGUGAGGAAUUUAAAGGAGUACCCCAUUGCAGCUUUACAGAACUUAACAUCUCUGGGAGAUUCUCUACUGUACAUACAGAACAAUGUAAAUAGCAUUACUGCUGACUAAAACAGCUGAUGACGAAAUCUCAUCUGACUCCCAUGCAUUUGAGUAUAGUAUUUCUACCCUCGUUUUUUUGUGUUUCUUGUGUUGGAACCUGAGUACGUGCAGAUUCAUUGUGUUUCGACAACUCUUCACGACUGAUUUUGAGGGGUAGCAUUAUUUUAAAAAAUGAAAUAAAAUGAUUGUAGCUGGAUAAAAGCAGAGUAUGACAAAUCAGCACAAUUGUGAAACUACUCCUGCAUCAACACGACCUCAAAAGAAGCUGUACUCUCCAGUUUGUUUGCAGCUUUCAAAAACGGAAUUUUGAAAUCC
Austrofundulus limnaeus is the source of this 2030-nucleotide messenger RNA. RefSeq names its product lipoma HMGIC fusion partner-like 4 protein. NCBI's taxonomy places the organism in Eukaryota, Metazoa, Chordata, Actinopteri, Cyprinodontiformes, Rivulidae. Gene Ontology annotation, molecular function: GABA receptor binding. The record is from RefSeq and is a predicted model, not a curated record. Gene Ontology annotation, cellular component: inhibitory synapse; postsynaptic membrane; plasma membrane. Gene Ontology annotation, biological process: sensory perception of sound; gamma-aminobutyric acid receptor clustering.